AGCAAAGUGGAUAGCCUCACCGUUGGUGCGCGUGGCAUCGUGGGCUUGUCGCAGAGGAUUAUGGAAUUGCUGUAUUUGCUGCUUUGCCGCUCCGAAGCCUUCUUGCCCACGACUCAUACGAUGCAUGAGCUCAUAUAUGAACUCGUCCGAUACACGCCGGCCUUGACGAAGCAUAGGGACAUGACAGCGUCAUUGACUCUCCAACCUUCCAAGCGGUCAUCGACACUGGUAGAUGCCAAUCGUUCGGCACGAAUCACUGACGCUGUCUUGGCUGUGGCCGAACAUUACCAGAGCUUGAUUGCCCAAGCCGGGGUCAGCAGUGCCGAGGCGGCUAUGGCGGUUGUGGCGAAGAACAUCGAGCAGGACGGAGUGUACGGUCUGCCAAGUCCCGACGGCGUCCUGGACUGCAGAGACGAUACGGAGGAACUGACUGGGUUCCGCUAUCUGUAUUCUGAUGUUCUGGCCCUGAUGCCUUGAUUUCUCCGUUGGGCGUAAAUA
Messenger RNA from Punctularia strigosozonata HHB-11173 SS5, 498 nucleotides. RefSeq lists its product as uncharacterized. Lineage: Eukaryota; Fungi; Basidiomycota; Agaricomycetes; Corticiales; Punctulariaceae. The transcript is spliced from 4 exons. The coding region runs from base 61 to 477 and encodes 138 amino acids. The record is from RefSeq and is a predicted model, not a curated record.